AUGAUUGAUCUGUUUAUGCCUAUUCGAUCGUUUCUCAAGUUUCAAAACGUAUACACGGAUAAUAAUAUUUUCCGAUUGCAUUACAAAUUGACUGUGAUAAUACUGCUUGUAUGUACCUUGUUAGUUACAUCUAAACAAUUUUUUGGGGAGCCUAUACAUUGUAUAAGUGAAGGUGAAACUAUCAAUAAAGAUGCGAUAAAUAGUUAUUGCUGGAUCUAUGGAGCCUUUACUUUGGAAAAUCAACCUGCUGGACGUUUACUAUUCGUCAAAGCCAAACACAUGCUUUACCCUGGAGUUGGCACUGAUACUACUGGUGAUGCAAAGCAUAGAAGACACUCUUACUACCAGUGGGUAUCCUUUAUACUUUUGUGUCAAGCUGCUAUGUUCUACACUCCACAUUACCUCUGGAAGAUCUGGGAAGGUGGCAAGCUGAAGGCAUUAGUAUCUGAUUUAGCCAAUCCUCUUGUAACAAAAAAUUGGGGAGAAUCCAGACGUGCGGAAAUGUUAUCCUAUUUGACAUAUUCCAAUAUCCAUACACAUAUGAAAUAUGCUUUACUUUAUGGUUUUUGUGAAGUACUUAAUUUUGUAAACACAGUUGGCCAAAUAUUUCUCCUAGAUUUAUUCUUAGGUGGUUCAUUCCGGAAUUAUGGUUCAGCCGUUGCCACAUUUACCCAGGUGCCAGAUUUGCCAACAGAAUCACAGCAACCUAACCCUAUGGAUUUAUACUUCCCCAAGCUAACGAAAUGUUCAUACAGAGACUUCGGGCCAUCAGGAACACCUCAACUGAAAGAUCGUCUAUGUGUAUUACCUUUAAAUAUAAUAAAUGAAAAAAUAUUUGCAGUUUUAUGGUUCUGGCUCAUAAUUCUUGCAGUUUUGUCUGCUCUUGCUAUAUUCUUCAGAAUUAUUAUUUUUACAGUGCCUACUGUUCGCACAUAUCUGAUCAUGAGCCGUGUUAGGCAAGUUGAUAGAUAUGUUGUUUCUAAAAUAACCAAUCAUUUUGGUUAUGGUGAUUGGUUUGUUCUUCACUUGCUUGGCAAGAACAUGAAUCCAAUUGCUUUUAAGGACCUUGUUUUAGAAUUGUCUAAAGAAAUAGGCAAUAACAAAGCUUAUAAUGUU
Molecule: messenger RNA, 1116 nt
Organism: Brenthis ino (lesser marbled fritillary)
Lineage: Eukaryota; Metazoa; Arthropoda; Insecta; Lepidoptera; Nymphalidae
Source: the annotation of a GenBank genome assembly